Molecule: messenger RNA, 6300 nt
Organism: Homo sapiens (human)
Lineage: Eukaryota; Metazoa; Chordata; Mammalia; Primates; Hominidae
Gene: PAIP2B
Product: poly(A) binding protein interacting protein 2B
Exons: 4
Coding region: 188-559 (123 amino acids)
Biological process (GO): negative regulation of translational initiation
Molecular function (GO): mRNA regulatory element binding translation repressor activity
Source: RefSeq, marked validated
AGUGUGCAGUAAGAGAUAACCUGGCAAGUGGUAGUGGCGCUUCUCGGGUGCUGUGCUUCACGUUUUGGUACUAAAGGCCGAGACUGUUGUGGCGACGGCGACCUCUACGGCAACGGCUUAAGCUCUCGGAGGAGUGGCAGAGUACGAUCUGAAGGAGGGGCUUCUGGUUAGCCCAGGUUCCAUCAUAAUGAAUGGAUCCAAUAUGGCAAAUACAUCACCGAGUGUAAAAUCCAAAGAGGACCAGGGGUUAAGUGGGCACGAUGAAAAGGAAAACCCAUUUGCAGAGUACAUGUGGAUGGAGAAUGAAGAGGAUUUCAACAGACAGGUGGAGGAGGAACUGCAGGAGCAAGACUUCUUGGACCGCUGCUUCCAAGAGAUGCUGGAUGAAGAAGACCAAGACUGGUUUAUUCCCUCACGAGACCUGCCUCAGGCCAUGGGACAGUUGCAACAGCAGUUAAAUGGACUGUCAGUCAGUGAAGGUCAUGAUUCUGAAGAUAUUUUGAGCAAAAGUAACCUGAACCCAGAUGCCAAGGAGUUUAUUCCAGGAGAGAAGUACUGAGCCGAGAAAGCUUUGAGGAAGACUUGUCUGUCCCCACAUCUGGGGAUAGUAAUGCACAAAAUGGUGGAGCUGAAGAGGGGGAUGGGGCGGGCGAGGGGUGCACAGCGGGAAGGGGAGUGGUGGUCUCACAAUACUGUGACUCUGAGUAACUAAUAUGCUCAGUCUUAUUCUAAGCCUCUGAGUAUUUCUAUUUUGUUCUGCUGACUUUUGUUUGGGGAGUUUCCUGUUUUGUUUUUUUAAAUAGCUCUUUCGAGUUAAGGAAAUUGCAUUUUCCCCCCUUCAUCAGAAGUGUUCCGCGGUGUGUAUUUAAACAAAAUAAGCUGACUAAGAAAAACUGGAUAUUUAGGAAAUGCCCCUCUCACCCUGCUGUAUACUUAUCAGGGACAGUGAGCACCUGGAGAGCUUUUUGUGGAAUCUAUUGAGUUGGAUGGGAAAAGGGACAAGCAGAAAGAGCAGGUGGUGCAAACUGGAAUUUGAGGCUCAGCUGCCCCACCCCCGGGGUCUCCUGCAAUGAACUCGGAUAACCAAUGUGCUGUCAAGCCCUUGCCUGUUUGUCCUGAACCCCAUUCAAGAAAACACAGACUUAAAGUACUUAGUUUACAGUAACUUUUGAUGAUUGUUGAAAGUUGUAAAUCAGAAGGUAGGGCUGUGAUGGUGGUUGUCACUUGAGUCAUUUAGUUACUGUUGUCCUGUUCAUAAGCCUGUGUUCACCACCACCAUCAGACUCACCAUUUAUAAGUAGAAGAGCACUAGGGUUGAUCUGCCACCUCAUCUUUCAUGAAGUCUAUUCCCCAGCCUCCUUUUUAAGAAAAGAUACUGCUACCAAAGGCAUAGGGGAGGCCUGCUGUGCUGGCAAUUAGCAUGAGCCUGCAGAAGUCAUCCUUGAAUCUGUUGUGUCUUAAUUUUAUUUGGACAGUUUUUUUUUCCAGCCUCAUCAACACUUGGUCUUCCUGGUGUCUUAAUUCCCUCAGACAAGUUUAUGCACUUUUUUAAGGAAAUAUUUUUCAGGACACUAGUAAGAAGCUCAGUUCACAGUUUGGAUAUUUCUUCCCACAUUACAGAAUUAUGGAAAGGAACUCAAAAUCAGCCUAGGAAAGUGAGUCCUGCUUGACCCAUGUGACUGUGUACCUGACCUUCUGGGAUCUUUUCAGCUAUUAAAACAUUUUACUGUUCCCACAUACCCAGCUUUGCAAGUUUUGUAGAUUGACCUCUUAGGGUGUGUUUCUUUGUCUUUCCUGCCUUUAACUUGCUGGGGUCUUUUGUUGCUACCCCUAAGGAACUAAACUGGGUGCCAGGAGCUACCUUCGUGUAUAGAGAUGUAGAUGGCAGUGUGGGGUACAGGAGAGCCAUCCAGGCCAUUCUCCCAGGGAUGAGGAAUUGGAGAGCCCUGAAGAUAAUAGUGGCUUCUUUCUGAUUGCUACUGUGCUGUGUGAUAGGCCUAAUAGGGAAAAGAUAUGUAACUUGAAACAAAGUUGGUAUAAAUUCAGUAUGUGGCUGUGGGACAGAGGUUGGAAGGAAAGGACUAGGGUAUGGAAAGCUGAAGAAAUUCUCCUUAUGAGCUCUCGUUGACUUUUUGAACAGUGAUAAGCUAAUGCCAGAUUUAAAAUACACAUUUUUUCCUAUUUGAGUCUUUAGGAUUAUAUCAUUUGAAAAAAUUGCCUUCCUUGUUAGGUCACAUGUCAUAGGAGAGUAGCUUAGAGAACUUGCAUUACCAGACAGACACAUUAAUUCCCAAAGCCUCUAUGUUGAGAGAAUGAAACUGUUAACUCUUUUUCAGAGAGGACUAUGAAUAAAGAAACUUCUUUAUUCAAGCUUCAGCUUUCAGCUGGGUUGUUUCCUCUAAAAGGGAAAGGGCAUUGCAAGUGCAUAGAGGAAAUCUCUCCCUUCUGGGACUGCUUUUCCUCCUUCAUCCUCGUGAGCCUGUCCAAGCUCAGAAUUCCGAAGGCUGUUAGAAAUGCGUUGGGAUUGCAGAGAGAAAGGAGCUUGUCUUUCCUUCUGCUGUGCUGGUCUGUUUUGGAUGUCAGUCUUCAGGACUAUGAAAACUUCCUGCCAGUUUAGCAUGGACACUGAGGGCUGGCAUUUCUAGUCUUCUUCAGACACUGAACAUACUGACUCCAGGUAUAGGAAGCAGCUAGCAAAUUGAUUCUUUUUUAAAUGCAUAGGACUCUGCUUCCGGCGGUUCCUCUUGUAGUCCAACUCUUUUUGCCAUCUAUUUAUGUUGGGAGGUAGGGGCACAAUUGUCACUCACAACACAGGCUAGUUAGAGUUUGCUACCUUCUUAGCAGAAAAUGCAUGUGUGUCUUGUUGGACCUUCACUGGGGAAAGGCUGGGAGCCUCUGGCUGUCAGUGACUUUUCUCACAGAAGAAGAACCAGCAAGCCAGACUGGACACCUUUACCCUUUAAUGGUAAGACUUGUAUUUAUAAGGGGUAAUUUUGAUGUUGAAUUUAAGCCACUACUUUGUUUAAACUUUUUUAAAUUGGCAACUAGAAGUUUGAGAAUUUGUAUAGAAAUGGAACAUGUAUUUCUAACAGUUGCCAAUCUGGCUGGUCCCAAUGUUAGUUUAUUAGUGAUUGAUCUGUAAUUAUUGGGAUUAUUUAUUCAACUCUAAAAUUCCAAGAUGAAAAUAAUUUAUCUCUUUCUUUUCAAGGGAAAAAACCCAAAUGAAUGCAUUUUCAGUUUCUCCAGGCCUUUGAACUGCAGCAGAAAAUUCAAGGAUACAGCCUAGGCCUGGGCAAAUGCAGCCCUGGGUCUUUGGGCCAGUUUCUGACAAUAAUAGUUGAGUUUUGGGAAUCACAUAAGGGUGAAACCAGAAACGAUCCUAAGGAAAGGCUUGACCUUUGUUAACACCUUUAGUUUCCAAAGUCACAGCAGCUGGGGUCCCUCUUUUUUUUUUUUUUUUCUUUUUUUUUGAGACAUAGUCUCACUCUGUCACCCAGGCUGGAGUGCAGUGGUAUGACCAUAGCUCACUGCAGCAUCAAAUUCCUAGGCUCAAGCAAUCCUCCCAUCUUAGCCUCCCGAGUAGCUGGGACAACAGGUACGCACCACCACGGCCAGCUAAUUAUUUUUAUUAUUUUUAUUUUUUGUAGAGACUGGAUCUUGCUCUAUUUCCCAAGCUACUCUUGAAUUGUUGUGCUCAAGUGAUUCUCCCAUCUCAGCCUCCCAAAGUGCUGGGAUUAUAGGCUGGGUGUGGUGAGCCACCCCAGCCUGGGGUCUCUUUAAUUAAGGUUAUAAUGCUAACCAUGGCUUAAAAUACUAAGCAACAUUUUCCAAAUUGUUUAUUACUAUUGCUUUGAUUUUGGAGAAGCUGGGAAGUAAGGAGGUGAGGUGAAUACUCUGAUAAUUAACACGUGUUAGAGAGGAAAGUUGUGUGAAGAGGCUGCCAAAGUAAACAGCACGAAUGAAUCUUCUUGUACUAGGGCUGCUGCAAACCCCAGGUAGACAAAUGACAGCCCAGGCUCCUGAACCAUCAGGAACCCAGGAAUCUACCCAACUGUGAGGAGGGGGCAGGCCUUCGUCAAUAAGGGUCCCACCAUCACGGGCUAAUAAUCUUUCUCAGUUUAGGUGAUAUUGAGGUAUUGAAACUGUUAGAAAUCUGACAGAUUUGACCAAGAUUUGGAGACGUCCACAUAAUUGGGAAGGACUGAGUGUCCCUAGCCACUCUCCUCUGGGAUAACGCGGACGUCAUUAGUUUGCGAAGUGGGUGGGGAGAACAGGAGGAUUGACUCUAAUUUGGUGUGUAGUGGGGGCCUUGAUGUCCUUCUGCCUCUGUCCACAUUUCCCCAUGUGACUCAUUGCACCCUGCAUUGCUCACAGGGAUCAUUAGUUCUCCCGGUAGACAGAGCACCUCUGCAGCCUCUGCUCUGCUGCCUUGUGAAUUUCCUACACAGACUUGGUUAGUUACAAUUUGGAAACAGUUUUUUUGGGUUUUUUUCCUUUGUUUUAAUCUUCUCACAAUGAAGCUGCUAUUGGUGACAGGGACAGGGGAGCAGGAAGCCAACCCAGGGAAACAUGCGAGUUUCCUGCACACCACUUAGUCACCUGCCCUCACUGGCCAACCCCCUACUGCUGUUCCCAGUCAGUCUGGUUUUUAGAGGCAUCGUGGCAAUAGAAUAGCUGGAUACACUAAUCUCUACAAGGUGUCAGGCAGGAGAUUCACCUUCCCCAGUCCCAGGGGACAGGAGAGAAAUCUGUAAAGGGACAGAUGCACCAUCUUUAUUUCAAAAGAAAAAGCUCCCUCAGAUUGUGUUACUAGGAGUCUCUUUUGUGACAUUUACUGAGCUUUCUCCCCAAUCUUACCUUCCUAUUGGCUACUUUUUAAAUAAAAAUAAACAUUUUAGGCUAAUAUGACAAAAAUGAGAUAAAAUCUUAAAAACAUUGUACUAGUGUACAGUUACUAAAAUGUGCUUACUACAAAACAGUAAAAUAUUUCACUCUGUAAAUCAUCACUAAGUAGUUAUUCUGUCCUGUUGAUUAUGAGCCUCCAAAAAUGUUUAAUGCUUGAAGGAUGGUUUGGGAGGCAGGGAAUCCUUUUCUUAAAACAACUUUAAUGAGGCAUAUGUUACAUAUCAUAAAACACCCAUUUCAAGUGUACAUUUCAGUGAUUUUAGUAACUUCCCUCAGUGGUGUAGCUGUAACUAUUACUCAGUUUUAGAACAUUUUUAUCCCUCCCAAUAAGAUCCUUCAUGCUCUUUUACAGUUAAUCCUGUUCUUACCCCCGGCAACCACUAAUCUACUUUCUCUAUAAAUUUGCCCUUUCUGGACAGUUCAAAUCAAUGGAAUCAUACAAUAUGUGGUCCCUUGGGUCUGGCUUUUUUACUUAGCUAAUGUUUUUGAGGUUUGUCCAUGACAGAUAACGUCUUGGUAGUUUGUUCCUUUUAUUGCUGAGUAGAAUUCUGUUGAUGGAUGUACCACAUUUUGUCAGCAGAGAGCCUUUUAAACUUGGAUUCCAACUUCCUGUUGUCUAAACGGAACCCUCCGAACGUAGGACUUAUAGGGGAAGCUGCUGUGCAUGUCAAAAAAACUACUAAUCAGAAUGAGCUUUGUCAUCCAGAGCCAGAACUGCUGCAGAAAUUUUUAUAAUUUUGCAACUUCUUUUUUUACAAGGAACUUUUGUGCUACUACACAUCAGGACUUUUGAAGCAUCCAAUAAAUCCAUUUAAUAAGUAUGAGCAUGUGUCUGAGUGGACAAGAAAGUGAAACCAUCCAUGCUACAUUGGAUAAUUUUUCCUCCCCCAGACUGGACAGGGAAUCUCAGCUUUCAAAACAGAGUAACCUGGCUCCACUUACAAAGCUGCACAGGCAUUAAAGAUCGUGCUGCCUUUGUUAGGCAGAUUUGGAGGGGAGGCCCAACAGCAAAGAUGGAGAGGAAAAAGGGAGUGGAGCUUGUGGAACAGGAAGCCCCCCAGGGUCUGUGCAGGGCUGCUCAGCUCUUGAGGAUGUUGUGGAUGGUGAAGUGGUGAUGGUGUCCCGGAGCAGCCCAGCACCUCCACUGGGCCCAGAAGGUCUUGACUUCGGACACUUACCCCUGUUUCACAAGUGUUUAUAAAGCUGUUUUUGCUUUUUUUCCCCUAAUCAUUACUUGGUAGUUAUUAAUCCUUCUUUGGGGGAGGGACAGGGCUUUAAAACUGAAGAAAAUAAUUUUCAUAAAAAUAUCAAAAAUGGAAAAAAGUUACUUUGUAAAAAAUUUGCUAUACAAACCAAAUGGCAGCUGUUGAGAAUCUCAAUAAAAUGUUAAAUGCA